Alosa sapidissima (American shad) is the source of this 2992-nucleotide messenger RNA. RefSeq names its product baculoviral IAP repeat containing 2 (gene birc2). Bases 940 to 2820 code for a protein of 626 amino acids. Gene Ontology annotation, biological process: regulation of cell cycle; regulation of apoptotic process. The transcript is spliced from 9 exons. Lineage: Eukaryota; Metazoa; Chordata; Actinopteri; Clupeiformes; Clupeidae. The record is from RefSeq and is a predicted model, not a curated record. Gene Ontology annotation, cellular component: spindle microtubule; nucleus; cytoplasm.
AAACAAUGAGGAAAGGGAAUUGGCCACGCCUACAUUUUUGUGGUUUUAAAAAAACACAACACGUUCUCACUUCCGCUCUGACUUGCAAGUUAGAGCUUUGGUUAGAGGGUUACUUGGAAACGAAAGUCAUUUCUGUCGACCAGAAGUGAUGAGGUUGGACUGGCUUUGACAUCGGAAAACCUCACUUCUUCAACGUCGCUUAAACAUAUUAACUUAUAUUAUUUGAUUUCAUAAUUGGACAUUUUUUUCCAAAAUGGACCCUUAAACCCCAAAAUAAGGGAUGCCCAUCAUGGAGAGAGGCUUGAAUUAACACCUCACCACAUUCACCUGCUUUAAUGAUUGUAAUCAUACUUAUAUUUUCGGUUUGGCAUUUUAGAUAUUGGGCUUAAACAACAUAAUGUUUCUAAAAGGGAACAUGCACAAGAGGGAAGCAUUUUACUUUCCACAUGACCCUGACUGAUGUCCCAACCACACUGAUAGGAUCGUUUUCAUUUUUAAGUUUUGCCAUAGUCAGUUUGCCUUUUUGUUGGAAUGUGUGAAUUCGCUCAAUGCAUGUGAGCUUGGGAGUGUAGUUCCUGCUUUAAGCUUAUGUCUUCUGACUGUCAUAGGGUUCAGUAGAGCUGUAGGGCCUGUCCUCAGUAGGUCCUGAGCAUGGAGUGAUUCGUUGAAAUGAAAGGGCAAGAGGUCGUUCUUCCUGGACCUCAGUUGUUAAGUGAUAUGAGCAGUGUGUUGCAGUUUCUACUCCUAAAUGAGAUCUUAGGGUUACCUUGUGUCGCCAAACUUUUUGGAUGGCAUGAGAGUAGGAAGACUGCAUGGAAAGAUAUAUGUGUGUGUGUGUGUGUGUGUGAUACCAUCUGUUUAGCUGUUUAUCUUUUAUCAUCUCAGCUAAUUAAUUCAAGCCUCUCUCCUUGAAUGGGCAUCCCUAUUUUAUGUCCUUAAAUGGAAAUUUUACAAAACAGUCCCUUUUUAAUGGGGUUAUGUCGUAACAGUGCCCCCACAGACUUGCAGUACGACAACUCCUCCGAGUUGUUCCGCAUAUCGACAUUCGCCAAAUUUCCCUCAACGGCAGCUGUAACGGAAAGAAGCCUUGCUCGUGCUGGCUUCUAUUACACUGGUGUUGGGGACAGGGUCCAGUGCUUCCGCUGCAAAGUGACCGCAGACAACUGGCAGCCAGGUGAUUGCCCUGCCGAACGGCACAAACAGCUGUCUCCGAGCUGCUCGUUCAUUCAGACCUUGCCCUCCACUGCCAACCUGCUGUCGUCCUCCCACUCCGCUUUCUCCCCACUCCGCAAUGCUACCCAGAUGCCCGCGCCAGUGGCGGUGGCAGGGGCUGCGGCGGCAACGUCCUCUGGCCAAUCAGAGGAGCAGGUGGGCUACCUCAACAUGGGCUUCAGUAACCUGGCCCCUUCUAGCCCCCUGACGUCGCGUGGUGUGGAGGACAUGUCCCACCAGCGGCCGCAGACCUGCCACAACCCCAGCAUGCGCCGGGAGCAGGACCGCCUGGAGUCCUUCCAGAGCUGGACCGUGACCACCAUCACACCGGCUGAAUUAGCCAAGGCUGGUUUCUACUACCUUGGUCAGGGUGACCGCGUGGCCUGUUUCACCUGUGGAGGUCAGCUGAGCAACUGGGAGCCUGGUGACCGGGCAGUGUCCGAACACCAGAGGCAUUAUCCCAACUGCCGUUUUGUCAGAGGGGACAGAACGGAAAACGUGUCCCUUGCCGAAAGCAGCGUCUUGACCAACGUGUCCAACUCUGCCAUGCAACAGUGUGAUGAGAGGCUUCUCACGUUUGUGAACUGGCCCUCCAGGAUACCUGUUCGCCCAGACCAACUUGCCAAGGCCGGAUUUUAUUAUGUUGGCCGCAAUGAUGAUGUGAAGUGCUUUUGCUGCGAUGGAGGAUUAAGAUGCUGGGAAUCUGGUGACGACCCAUGGGUAGAACAUGCCAAGUGGUUCCCAAGGUGUGAAUAUCUUUUGCAAGAGAAGGGACAAGAAUUUGUCCACCAAAUUCAAGCCAGAUUCCCAAGACUCUUUGAGCAGCUGUUGACAAAUGGUGACGGUCACUCUCGUGAGAUUGUUGAUCCACCAGUUGUGCAUCUCGGCCCUGGAGAGGAACGUUCAGAAGAUGCUGUAAUGAUGAACACGCCCGUGGUGAAGUCUGCCCUAGAAAUGGGGUUUGAACGCAACUUGGUCAAGCAGACUGUGCAAAGCAAGAUCCUCACCAGUGGGGAAAACUACAAGACCGUGCAGGAGCUGGUGUCUGAUCUCCUCAGUGCAGAAGAUGAAAAGCGGGAAGAAGAGAAGGAGCUUUUUGCCGAGGAGAUGGCAUCAGAUGGCUUUACCUUUCUGAAAAAGCACCACACAGCCCUGACGCAAAGAUUAAAGAGUGUGCAAAGUUUAAUGGACCAUUUACUGGAAGAAAAAGUGAUUUCCCAGGAGGAGUAUGACACCAUUCGCAACUGCACGUCAGUCAAGCGGCAAACAGCCCAACUCAUCGACUUGGUUCUGUCAAAGGGGAACGCUGCAGCUGAAGUCUUCAGAAAUUGGAUCAAAAAGAAUGAUGUUUACCUCUUGAGAGAAUUAAUGGCCCAGUCAAAUGAAGCUGCAUCACCGAGUCAAGAUCUUUCAGAUUUACCAAUGGAAGAGCAGCUGAGGCGACUUCAGGAGGAGCGCACGUGUAAAGUGUGCAUGGAUAAGGAGGUUAACAUCGUCUUCAUUCCCUGUGGACACUUGGUGGUGUGCAAGGAGUGUGCCCCCUCAUUGCGCAAGUGUCCCAUCUGCAGAGGCGUUGUGAAAGGCACUGUCCGAACCUUCCUCUCCUAAAUACGCAGCAGAUGUUUGGAAAACCUUUCAUAGAAUAUUAUUACAUACCAUUGUGGUAUGUAUAUUCACCCAACAGCAAGCUUGCACUUUGGAGAGGUACAGAUGGCGAUCAGUUCAUGUGAUUGUCACUUGAUUUGUCUUCUCAUCAUUUAAUAAAAUAUUAAUUGGCAAA